Molecule: messenger RNA, 3796 nt
Organism: Xenopus tropicalis (tropical clawed frog)
Lineage: Eukaryota; Metazoa; Chordata; Amphibia; Anura; Pipidae
Gene: htr2b
Product: 5-hydroxytryptamine (serotonin) receptor 2B, G protein-coupled
Exons: 3
Coding region: 1191-2627 (478 amino acids)
Biological process (GO): signal transduction; regulation of behavior; heart development
Cellular component (GO): membrane; synapse; plasma membrane
Molecular function (GO): G protein-coupled receptor activity; G protein-coupled serotonin receptor activity
Source: RefSeq, a predicted model, not a curated record
AACUCUGUAAGAUUCUCUUGAGGAGACAGGGAGCUCCGAGUCAGUGCUAAGAGCCCGGGAGAAGUACAGGCAGUGUGUCGGGAUUAAGGACAGAGCACAUCUCUGGGUCACACAGAAACACUCUACACCCAACACAUACUUCAACUUUUUUAUAUGAUGUGGUAACAGAACAUUCUGUCCCAUCCUUAUCUUCCUGCUGAAUAUAUAUGUGCAGCCUGCAUGUCAGAGGCUGGUGAGUAACAUUGCUUUUAUAUGAUUAAGACAUUUUUGGGGGAUUCGCUGCAUUAUGUGAAGAUCCCUCACUAAACACUAACAUAAGACAAUGGGUGCAGCAUUAACUGAAAUGGAAAAUGUUUCAUCUAAACAUUAUUAUUGUCAACUUCAAGGCAACAUAUUCCAUGGUGUUGUACAGCUGGCUUACCAGACUCGUGGGCUUACAUGUUAAUCAGUUUUAAAGGAGGAAUGCUAUUUUGAAGAAUGGUGAACUAUGAGGACAACAAGCCCCUUCCGGCAGUAAAAAGCCUGCCUUCAGGGGUUAGGUUACCAGAAGAUAAUCCCAGAGACACCCAAUUUCCAGCCUGGUUGGGGGUGGAGGAGAGUGGCACAAGUGACCUGAAACCAGGCAGAUGGGUUUAAAUGAAGAGAAGACCAAGCAAACAAAUCCCUUAUCCACAUCAUUAACAGGGCAAAGCAAAGCAUUUAACAGAUAUUAAAAACAAAGCAAAGGGCAUGGAAAUGGUAAAAAAAAGCUAUUUGGAUUAGUACUUUUUCUGCAUUUGAUGCCCACAGUACGGUUUGACCACUUCACACAUAGGACAAUCACUGGAAUUCUACAUACCAUCUCUGUCAGCAAAGGGGUUAAGCAACCACCUCCCACACACAAAAAAAUAUCAAGACUCUCCUUGUGUGGCAGAAGAAAGGAGGGUGAAAGGCUAGCGAUUAGAGCAGAGAGCUAUCAAGGAGAGUACCCUUCCAUGCCUCUGGUACAAAGAUAAACACCUUAUUUACACAGCGAGCAAAGAAGACAUCAACUGCUUCUCAAGACUCUUGGACUCCAACACCUCAUUUGCCUUUCUGCAGGCAUGGCAAAGUGUCCUGACUCCACCAGCAUAUUCACAGAGAUGGAUACAGAUUUUUUCUAAACUUCCUUGCUAUGGGUGAAAUUGGGAAACUUCCCAAGUAACUGGGACAUGCUAGUGGUAGCAUUGGCAUCUCCUCAGUUUGCCAGAGCACCAGCUGACUCCCUAUCUGUUCCCUGGCACGAAAUGCCAACUCUCAACCCUUCUUAUUCAGUGGGUGUCCCAAAUACAACUGCAUCAGUUGCAGUUCCAGAAAAAUGCUGGCUGGCUCUGCUCACCAUUAUGGUAAUUGUGCCCACUAUUGGAGGCAAUAUCUUGGUAAUCUUGGCAAUUUCUCUGGAGAAGAAGUUACAGAAUGCCACCAACUACUUCCUUAUGUCAUUGGCUGUUGCAGACCUUUUGGUUGGAAUAUUUGUGAUGCCCAUCGCUCUCAUCAAUAUUCUCUUCCAACAAGUCUGGCAACUGCCACAGUGCCUGUGCGCCAUAUGGUUAUUCCUUGAUGUCCUGUUUUCCACUGCAUCCAUAAUGCACCUGUGUGCCAUAUCACUGGAUCGCUAUAUUGCCAUAAAAAAGCCUAUACAAGCCAGCCAAUACAACUCCAGAGGCAAAACUCUCAUCAAAAUUGCAGUGGUAUGGGUCAUAUCAGCAGGCAUUGCUGUUCCUAUCCCGAUACAAGGUCUCCUAUACCCAAAUACCACCUUCAGUGCAAGCUAUACCUGCGUGGUUGGACUAGAGCCCUUCAAAUAUUUCAUUAUUUAUGGUUCCAUGGCUGCGUUCUUUGUCCCAUUUGGAAUCAUGGUGGUCAUUUAUUUCCUGACAAUCCACCUACUAAGAAAGAAAGCAUAUUUAAUCAAAAACAAGCCACCACAGCGCCUCACAUGGUCCACAGUGUCUACUGUAUUCCAGAGAGAUAUGACUCCUGGCUCUUCCCCAGAAAAGAUAGUUAUGCUAGAGGGUCCAAGAAAAGAUGGGACAUUCAAUUUUACUGGGGAAGAACUACCUAUUCGAAGGCUAUCCAGCGUUGGUAAGAAGUCUAUGCAAACAAUUACCAAUGAACAGAGGGCUUCAAAAGUCUUAGGGAUAGUUUUUUUCCUCUUUGUCUUCAUGUGGUGUCCAUUUUUCAUAACCAAUGUGACCUCAGUUCUUUGUGGGAAAGAUCAAUGUGAUGAAGAUGUAAUUAAGAUGCUGAUGGAUAUAUUUGUGUGGGUGGGGUACAUUUCCUCUGGUGUCAACCCGCUGGUUUACACCCUAUUUAACAAGACAUUUCGGGAUGCAUUUCGCCGCUAUAUUAAAUGUAACUUCCACGGCAUGCAGUCAGUUAAGCUCUUGAGGAACUGCUCUAGUCGCAUCUCAUUUCGGAAUUCUAUGGCUGAGAAUUCCAAGUUAAUUAUGAAACAUGGAAUGAGGAAUGGGAUUAACCCAGUCAUGUAUCAGAGCCCUCUGAGGCUGUGCAACGGUCAGCUUGAAUCGUCUGCUAUCUUAUUGGACACUUUACUACUUACAGAGAACGAAGCUGGGAAGACCGAGGAACAAGUGAGCUAUGUGUGAAUUGAAUACACACUGUUUAACCAUCACAAAGUGCAAAAUAUAACUUAAAGAGAUGCCGGAGUAUAAUUUGCAUAUUAUUUAUAAAUGUCAUUGUUGAGAAACCUAAAAUGGGAGAUUCUUGUAUAAUUAUCAUCUGUAAGAGAUCUUUUUUUCCCAAGAAACACCUGCAACUGCAAUUUGUUUUCCAAGAAAGACCUGCAACUACAAUUUGUUUUCUAAUGCUAAAAACAACAUAAGAAUUAACAGGCUUGUAAGAAGUAACUCAGAUAAGCAAUGACUACUACCCCAAAGAACAGCUGCAGAGGCCAACAUAUAGAGGAAGACUGGCAUGUGGAUAGUACAGCCAGUACAAUGCUGUAAAUAAAGACUGAUUAGACAUUUGUGAGCAUAUAAGUCAUAUCAGUUUACCCACAGUAUGUCUGGAAUCACAAGGUAAAAUGAGGUAUCAACCAGACAGUCAGUUGCUGCUGUGGAGGCUUAAGAAGCAGAUGGACUAGCCACUGACAUACACUGCUGUGGGAUACAGAUACUGACCACAUGCAAGAACAUCGAAAUGAUUUUGCUGCCUCCUGGAUUUACAUUGAGAAGAACGUUAUUAUAGCACUUAAGGGUUAUAUGAUUGUAAACAGGGUCAGAAUGCCUGAACUUCCAGUCAUCCUGCAUUUCCUAACCUUAUGGGUAGGCAGUAAGUGCAAUCAGAAUGUGGGAAAAACCAUGACAAAUCAGGGUCACUGAUGGUUGUGGUUGAGAUAAUAAACCUACAUAGAUCCUAAAAGCUGCUUCUUUUAUUGGGGAAAUCAGGCAAUCAGGGAUUACUUAACAGUAUGUAUGAGUGUAAGCUACAAACACACAAGACCUUUGAAGAUGAGGGCUACUGAGAUUACUGCAAUCUGGCCAGAACACAGACAGGCCGUCUGCAACAGGCACUGAUCACAGCAGGAAAUGUCAGCGAAAAAUUGCUAAAAAUUAAUUUAGGGCACAUAGAGCUUCAGUUCGCCUUUAAAGGAAUGUGUACCACCAAAUGUUAGCUAUCCAUGUUAAAUGUACAUGACACUAAAUCCAAGCAUACAUAUUAGGUACUUUAUCCAGGCAAUUCUCUCUCAUACAAACAGAACCAACGCUUUACUGAAGUGUGCCAUGCUUGGCGUUUACUUGCCACUAUGAAAACU